UUAACCAACUGUACCAUAUCUCAAGUUCUCUCAACUGCUACUCGUCUCUCUCUCUCUCAUCUUCAAUAAUUAUGUGAACUCCAAGCUCUCAAAAAGGUAAGGUCCUCGAGAAAAUGGCAGAGGAUGAGCCCAAGAAGGUGGAACCCGAGCCCCCUCAGCGUCAAGAUCCCCCACCCGAACCCGCACCCGUUGAGGAGGAGAAGUCAGCCGUACCUCCACCUCUUCCUCCUCCUCCUGCUGAAGAAAAAGCAGAGGAUACCAAAGCUCUUGCUGUGGUUGAAAAGCCAAUUGAGACCCCAGUGGAGAAAAGUAAUGAAGGUUCUGUUAAUCGAGAUGCUGAGCUUGCCAGAGUUGAGACGGAGAAGAAGUUGUCUUUGAUUAGAGCAUGGGAAGAAAGUGAGAAAACAAAGGCAGAAAACAAAGCUCAGAAGAAGCUCUCCACAAUUGGAUCAUGGGAGAACAGCAAAAAAGCUUCCAUUGAGGCUGACCUCAAAAAGAUUGAGCAGGAAAAACUGGAAAAGAAGAAAGCCAAAUAUGCAGAGACAAUGAAGAACAGGAUUGCUUUGAUCCACAAGGUCGCUGAAGAAAGGAGGGCAAUUGUGGAAGCCAAGAAAGGGGAAGAUCGCCUCAAGGCAGAGGAGAUGGCUGCUAAGUAUCGCGCAACUGGACUUGUUCCGAGGAAGCUCCUCGUCUGCUUUGGAGGCUGAACUAUCCAUCCUGGGGGAAUGAAAGUCUUCCAAAAUCUCCGUGUUCCAGCUCCGUUUGUGUCCAUCUCCUUGUGGUGUGCUUAAAAGUGGAUAAAUAGCCAUUGCUCAUUGAAGUUCUUGCUGUUCAUAUUUAUAGUUCUCGAGUGAGUGUGUCGUUUUCUUCUGGAGCAUAUAAAGAAAUCUUGUAUAGCAGUUAACUAUAGCUCAUCUGAAGAUAUUUGUGGUGGUAUCAAGUUUGUAUAGGUCAUGUGACAUGUAAGAGUGUUUACCAAAGGGUAUGACUUCAAUGAAUGGUUUAAAUUAUCCAUAGCAA
Messenger RNA from Syzygium oleosum, 1020 nucleotides. Its product is annotated as remorin-like. Bases 114 to 707 code for a protein of 197 amino acids. The record is from RefSeq and is a predicted model, not a curated record. NCBI's taxonomy places the organism in Eukaryota, Viridiplantae, Streptophyta, Magnoliopsida, Myrtales, Myrtaceae. The transcript is spliced from 5 exons.